AUGUCCAGACAUUUGUUGAAAGCUGAUGGAGAACGUGCAGCACGUGAAGUGAAGCUACUAUUGUUGGGAGCUGGUGAAUCAGGGAAAAGCACCAUCGUUAAGCAGAUGAAAAUUAUUCAUGAAACUGGCUAUAGCGACGAGGAACGGAAACAAUAUCGGCCGGUUGUGUUCAGCAACACUAUACAGUCAAUGGUAGCUCUGCUUCGCGCCAUGGGCACCUUGAAGAUCGACUUCAAAUCACCGAACAGCGUCGAGGACACACAACAAUUUUUCAGCAUUAGCCAAACAUGUGAUGAAGGCGAGUUGCCUCCAGACCUGGCAAGUGUCAUGAAACGUCUUUGGGCAGAUCCAGGUAUUCAGGAAUGUUUUAUGAGGUGA
Cylicostephanus goldi is the source of this 378-nucleotide messenger RNA. NCBI's taxonomy places the organism in Eukaryota, Metazoa, Nematoda, Chromadorea, Rhabditida, Strongylidae. The record is from the annotation of a GenBank genome assembly.